ACCACUCCACUUCGCUCCUGUGCCUCAGGUAGCCACAACAUACAGUAUUAAAAUGGAUGCCCAGAACAAGGAGGUUGAUGCCCUGGUCCAGAAGAUCACCGGCCUCCACGCCGCCAUCGCCAAGCUGCCGUCCCUCAGCCCAUCACCCGACGUCGACGCGCUCUUCACCGACCUGGUCACCGCGUGCGUCCCCCCGAGCCCCGUGGACGUGACCAAGCUCGGGCCGGAGGCGCAGGAGAUGCGGGAGGGCCUCAUCCGCCUCUGCUCCGAGGCCGAGGGGAAGCUGGAGGCGCACUACUCCGACAUGCUGGCCGCCUUCGACAACCCGCUCGACCACCUCGGCAUGUUCCCCUACUACAGCAGCUUCAUCAACCUCAGCAAGCUGGAGUACGAGCUCCUGGCGCGCUACGUGCCGGGCGGCAUCGCCCCGGCCCGCGUCGCGUUCAUCGGCUCCGGCCCGCUGCCGUUCAGCUCCUACGUCCUCGCCGCUCGCCACCUGCCCGACGCCAUGUUCGACAACUACGACCUGUGUGGCGCGGCCAACGACCGUGCGAGCAAGCUGUUCCGCGCGGACAAGGACGUGGGCGCCCGCACGUCUUUCGACACUGCCGUCGUCGCGGACCUCACCGGCGAGCUCGCCGCGUACGACGUAGUCUUCCUGGCCGCGCUUGUGGGCAUGGCUGCCGAGGACAAGGCCAAGGUGAUCGCGCACCUCGGCGCGCACAUGGCGGACGGGGCGGCCCUCGUCGUGCGCAGUGCGCACGGGGCGCGUGGGUUCCUCUACCCGAUCGUCGAUCCCCAGGAAAUCUAUCGAGGCGGGUUUGAGGUGCUGGCCGUGUGUCACCCCGACGAUGACGUGUUGAACUCCGUCAUCAUCGCACAGAAGUCCAAGGACGUGCAUGCCAAUGAACGUCGCAACGCACGCACGAACAGACACAGAUGUCCUGGUGAGUGGAGGACCCGCUCCUGCCCCCCAGUCCCCCAUCCGCGCCGCGGGCCGCUCCGGCCGCGGCGGCCACCAAAUACGCUCUCAUGGCGGGCACCGGCAGAUCCCGCAGUCCCCCGCGGGAUCCCCCAGGAGGGACCGGCGCGGCUCCCUGCCCCGCGGUCUGAGCAGCGCCGCGCGGUCGACCUCCCCACCUCGGGCGGCUCAAGAUUUGGACCGGGCGCCGCGAUUCCUGCAGCACGGCGGCUGCUCAGCGUUCUCCGCCGGUCCGUCGGUGAAGCUAGCGCGUCUGCUGCUUCGGCAGGAGACGGGUAG
Molecule: messenger RNA, 1261 nt
Organism: Hordeum vulgare subsp. vulgare (domesticated barley)
Lineage: Eukaryota; Viridiplantae; Streptophyta; Magnoliopsida; Poales; Poaceae
Product: nicotianamine synthase 8-like
Exons: 1
Coding region: 53-1261 (402 amino acids)
Biological process (GO): nicotianamine biosynthetic process
Molecular function (GO): nicotianamine synthase activity
Source: RefSeq, a predicted model, not a curated record